GCAGGGUUGCCACCCGAGCGCCCCCAGGACCACAAAAUUGACCUGGAACCCGACGCGCAGCCUACAGUCAGGACCCAGUGGUGGCUGACUCAGCCCGAGCUCACGGAAUUGCGGAGCCAAUUGGACUACCUCUUGGAGAAGGGGUUCAUUAGGCCCAGCACGUCCCCGUUCGCAGCACCAAUCCUGUUCACGCCUAAGAAAGACGGCGGGCUGCGAAUGUGCAUCGACUACAGGGCGCUGAAUCGGCGAACCAUUAAGUCUCGCUACCUAAUCCCACGCGCGGACGAUCUUCUCGAUCAACUUCGCGGAGCUCGCUUCUUCUCGGAAAUCGUCUUACGCGGCGGUUACCAUCAGAUCCGAGUCUUUGCUGACGACUGCCACAAGACAGCGUUCCGAACCAGCUAUGGCAGCUACGAGUACACAGUGAUGCCGUUUGGCCUCACGAACGCGCCCUCCACUUUCCAACUCACCAUGAACGGCGCAUUCCGAGAUCUACUCGACAAGUGUGUCAUCGUCUAUCUUGAUGACAUUCUAAUCUACAGCAAGACACAGGAACAGCACCUCAAGGACCUCGCGCAAGUUUUCCAGCAGCUGCAAGAAAACCGGCUCAUCACGAAGGGCUCAAAGUGCGAGUUCCUAAAAUCCGAACUGGAAUUUUUGGAAUUUUUUUACGACCGGAAGCCGCCGACGAAUUUACAGGAGCUGCAGAGUUUUCUUGGGUUACAGACCGCUUUCAACAAACUGCGAAAUUUUCUGACGUCGCCCCCGGUCCUCCGAACCGCCGACCCAUCUCGACCGUUCGAAGUCUGGACGGACGCUAGCGAUUUCGCCAUCAGUGCAAUACUGUUACAAGAUUUCGGCGAAGGACUCCAACCCAUCGCGUAUGAGUCUAGGAAGUUGCAGGCAGCCGAGCGCAACUACCCCGUCCACGACAAAGAAAUGCUCGCCAUCGUGCACGCAUUCAAGGUGUGGCGAUGCUACCUGACGGGAGCCGACGUGACAGUACGGACAGACCAUAAAUCCCUACAGUACCUCCGCGCGCAGCCAAACCUCAAUCCACGGCAGAUUCGCUGGCUGGACUUCCUCGAAAGCAACUUCCACUACACCAUCACGUACAAACGUGGGGCGAAUAACAUCGCAGAUGCACUGACAAGACCAUCCGCCCACCUCGCCUCCAUCAUCCGGCCGGCUGGACUGCUCCAACCACUCGAGCCACCCCAGCGGCCGUGGCAACACGUGACGAUGGACUUCGUCACGGGACUUCCGGCAACCGAAACGGGCAACGACGCCGUCCUCGUCGUUGUUGAUCGUCUGACGAAGAUGGCGCAUUUUGCACCCUGUCGCACAACAAUCACAGCCGAAGAUACAGCGAAACUUUUCAUCUCCACCGUUGUUCGUUUACACGGCUUACCAUCCGCGAUCAUCAGCGACCGCGACCCAAAAUUCACGUCCGAUUUCUGGCAAGAGACAUGGGCACAGUACGGCACACGCCUCCAAUUCUCCUUCGCCUACCAUCCUCCAACUGACGGCCAGACCGAGCGAACCAACCAAACCAUGGAGCAGCUGAUACGCACCAACUGCCCCGAUCCUGCCCGGUGGGAAGAAUUCCUGCCCAUGCUGGAAUUUUCCUACAACAAUGCCCCAUCGGCUACGACAAAUCCCUCGCCGUUUUUCCUAAACUACGGGAUGGAUCCGAUCGUCCCGGCGACUACCCACAUUGACAACCCGUACUCUUCACACCGAAAACCGGACGGAAGCCUGCGCAUGUGCAUCGACUACCGAGCUCUUAACAAGCAGACCAUCAAGAAUAAAUAUCCGAUACCGCGAAUCGAUGACCUGCUUGACCAGCUUUGGGGAGCUACGGUAUUUUCCAAACUGGAUCUGCGGUCCGGAUACUGGCAGAUACGCAUGGCGGACAACUCUAUCCACAAAACUGCUUUCCGAACUCGGUACGGAUCGUACGAGUAUUUGGUAAUGCCGUUCGGACUCACCAACGCACCGGCAACGUUCCAAGCCGAAAUGAACCACAUUCUACGACCACUUUUGGACGAAUGCGUGGUGGUGUACCUGGACGACAUACUCAUCUACUCGCGCGACAUGAAGCAGCACGUCGAACACCUGCGACGCGUCUUCGAAAUUCUUCGACGAGAACGAUUCUACGUCAAACUGCCCAAGAGCGAAUUCGCCCUUGAGAAGGUCCAGUUCCUAGGACACAUGGUGAGCGCUCAAGGAGUUCACGUCGACCCCAAGAAAAUCGAGGCCGUACGCACGUGGAAGACACCUGAGAACGCAAAAAUCGCAGCACCACUCACGAAUCAGCUGAAGAAGAACACACCCUACAAAUGGGAGCCGAAGCACCAGGAAGCCGUGGAGCAGCUGAAGCAAGCACUUACGUCCGCACCGGUACUCAUUUUGCCAGAUCCUGAACACGACUACGUCAUCGAAACUGACGCCAGUGACCAAGCAGUGGGAGCAGUCUUGAUGCAAGAUCAAGGGAAUGGACUGCAACCAAUUGCUUACCUAAGCAAAAAACUGCACGGGGCAGAACUAAACUACCCGAUACACGACAAAGAGGCCCUUGCUAUCGUUAUCGCCUUCAAAGCGUGGAGAUGCUAUCUCGAAGGACGAAGAACAACCGUCUACACCGACCACUGCAGCCUGAAAUACUUGAAGACACAACCCAACCUCUUCAGGCGGCAGGUCCGGUGGAUCGACUUCCUCGAGACACACUUCCACUACGACAUCGUGUACAAGCCCGGUCACAAGAACAAAGCAGACACUCUCAGCCGGCCUGCACACGUUGCCGCUAUUCAGGUCGAAGGGAUGAAUCCACUACUCAAGGGACUCUUCACACACGGUUACUACUCGAAGAAUACCACGACGUCAUGUACGCCGGACACUUCGGGUAGCAACAAGACGCUGACCGGUAUCGCAAAGCACUACUACUGGCCCCACUUGGCAGAAGAUGUACAGAAAUUCGUCACCUCGUGUGAUACAUGUCAGCGGAUGAAGAGUACCAAGCAGAAAAAGGCGGGACUACUGCAGCCCCUUCCUGUCCCAAAACAACCACGGCAAUGGUUAGCCUGGACUUCAUCACCGGGUUACCACCUACCUCCAGCGGUCAUGACGCCAUCCUUGUCGUCAUUAACAAGUUCUCCAAAAUGGGACACUUCAUCCCGACACACACGACAGCACGCACCGAAGAAACAGCACAACUCUUUGUUCGAUACAAUCAUCUCACAGCAUGGCAUUCCAACCACACUCAUCUCCGACCGAGACCCUAAGUUCACCAGCAAGUUCUGGAAGGAACUUAUGUCUCUCCUCGUAACCAAACUCGCCAUGUCAUCUGCUUACCAUCCGCAGACAGACGGACAGACCGGAGCGCCUCAACCAAAUUGUUGAGCAACUCCUCCGAGCAGCUUGCAAGGACG
This is a messenger RNA of Closterium sp. NIES-67, 3431 nucleotides long. The record is from the annotation of a GenBank genome assembly. Lineage: Eukaryota; Viridiplantae; Streptophyta; Zygnematophyceae; Desmidiales; Closteriaceae.